This is a messenger RNA of Pediculus humanus corporis (human body louse), 3735 nucleotides long. RefSeq lists its product as uncharacterized. Lineage: Eukaryota; Metazoa; Arthropoda; Insecta; Psocodea; Pediculidae. The transcript is spliced from 13 exons. Bases 1 to 3735 code for a protein of 1244 amino acids. The record is from RefSeq and is a predicted model, not a curated record.
AUGCAAAUGAUGACGAAAGAAUUGGAACAAACCACGGCUGCCAUGAAAGAGGAAAGAGAUAAAUUGGAAGCCGCACGGGUCGAAUUGCAAAACAUGGCGAGGAAAUUACCGUUGAAUAAAUCGAGAGUCGAUAGUUUGUCACCCGACGACGAUGAUUCGGAAAUGGAGCCGCCAUGUUUGAAACUUUCAAGCGUUGAUUCGGGCUACAGGCCUUUGUCGAGAGAAAAUAUUCAUUCACCUCAUUCGAGUCAUAAUAAUGCUACUACCUCGACGAAUAAAGGUAAAAUUAGGCAACAAACCGGAAACGGAAACGUUCCAUCAUCAUCGGGAUUGGAUAGGCAGUCUAAAAACGAUACGCUCUCGAGAUGCUCUCAUCCAUCUUCUUCCGUCGGUGGUUCUCAUAAUUUGACGCGAGAGUCAAGAUGGAGUCCGUUGUCGUCGGUGACCAAUACCAAUGACAGAACAAAUUUUUCUCUUCAGGCUCAAAAUCAAAUGGAAAUGUCGGGAAAUUUUUGCGAUUACGCACUCAUGGAAACCAUCAAACCGGAUGAAAUAUCACUGCAGGGAAUGUUUCAACAGCAUCAAAUGUUGACAAAGACGGUUGCUCAAUGUUCUCAAUUGCUUUGGAUACAACAAAAACAAAUAAUCGAACUUCGAAACGCUCUCAUGUUUCAAAAUGAAAAUUAUUCAAAUAUAAAUUUUCCGACUUUUCCGACUUCGUCGUAUUAUCACGGCGCAUCGCAUUCGAAUUAUACAAAUCAAUUUUCCACGUUUCCUCCACAUGUUCAACAACAACAACACCAUCAUCAUCAUCAUCAAAAUCCUUUAAAUAAUAAAUCGAAUUACAGAGGGGGAGGGGGAGAGUCGUCGACGUCAUCGUCGAACGUUCCUAAUCAGGAAAUCCAGGAACAACAACAACAACAACAGUAUUUAAAUCAAGGAUUGAUUAAUUUUUCGGUGCCGGAUAUCAUGGACUACGAUAUGAACAGGAUGGGAAAUGUGAAUCGGAUAAACAUUCCGUCGCACGGGAAUCAAAAUCAAAAUUCCGGGAUGAAUAAUAGAAAUCCAAACGGGAUCGGUUGUUUGAAUCCCGAUGAUUCGGGAUUAGCUUUGAAUAAUCAAGUACCUCCAGGGAACAGGGCAAACAAUUACUGGGAUAAUUUUCGAAGUUAUUCUCGUCAAAACUUACUUUCACAUACGAAAUCCAACGAGGGAGCAGAAGCCCUGCGACGUCCCACAUCUGUGGCCACUCAAAUGAGGCAACAGAGGGAUUUAUUAUCGUCGCAUAAUAAUCAGUCCGCCGGAAUCGGGACGUCUCAACACCCGAGUCAAACCAUUGGAAACGCAGAGUCGUCAACACACAGAGAUCAUCAGUAUUUAUUUUCUUCUAGUCAAAACGUCGGAAUGAAUCAUCACGGCCAUAUAAGUAGAACUCGUUCUUCGGAUUCUCAAGGAAAUAACGAUUCGAGGCAUUUUAACACGGCUUCGAGGAAAAACGAAGGGAUCGGAGUAGGCGGAGGUGGCGGUGGUGGUGGUGGGGGAGGAGGAAUAGCAAGAACGAGAAAUCCCGAACCUGGAUGUUCUGAUAAUUUAAGAAGCGUUCGAAACGACGUGAAUCAAAAUUUGAACACGACAGCUCACAAUUCGAGUCAAAUGGUUGAAAGGACUCGGGGAAGAAAAGAAAGUUCUGCUGCCACGACUCAUUUGAACAACAGGGGAUAUAACAAUUCUAACUUGUGGGAUAACAUAUCAUCCGAAGUGUCAAAUUUCAUACGUUCGAACGAAGCGAGACCGCAAUUUUUAAUUCAAUUAUUCAGGGGUCUUCAACAAAUCACGACGGAUCCCCUACGGGAGAGAACGUUGGAAUCGAUACAGGAAACGGUUUGUGCGAAUAACCUCUCGGACAGAUCCUCGAACACGAGCGGAAAUUUAAAUCUAAUAGAAAAUCGAAACAACAUACGUGAAAACCGUUCGAAUUUGAACAGGAAUCUGUCGGAAGAUCCGAACAGAAUAGAAGCACUCUUUUGUCAACUCCGUGAAAAUCAAAACACGAUAAGGCAAAACAUCGGAAUAAGUUCUUUCGUUUUGGGCGGUUAUAACAAUUUGGAAAAUCCAAACAUAUCAAACAUAAGGGAUUUGGCGAAUCCGAGGAGUAACAACAUCGUCAACGAAGAUUUGAGAGAUUUGAGAACGUAUUUCGAAGCGACCCUGUGUAAUUUCGGCGGAAAUCAUUCGACGUUGGAAAAUCCGAACGUGAGCAACAUAAGGGAAAAUCUAACGAGAGGCCAGGGAAUGUCCGACAACGAACAUCACGUUCCGAAAAAUUCUUAUUUGAAUAUUUGCGAUAAUCCCACGUUGGACCUGAGGAGAAACCUGGAACCGUCGGUCGCGUCAUCCGGAUUAGAAUUCACCAACGAUCCCGUUCGAUUGAGCAAUAAUCAAGUGGAAUCGGGAAGUAAUUUCGGCGAGAUGAGAGGAAACAGGGAUCAUCAUUUCCCAUUGGAAAACGAAGGAAGAAAUUCGAGUAACGCCCGACAAUUUCUCGCCAACGCCAACGACUCCGGCAUCGACAUUAAUUUCAAUAACGAAGAAAGAAAAAGAAAUUACGGAAACGAUGAGUCCUCGUCGUGUAACGACACAAACAACAAACAUAAAAAAAAUGAAGAGAGAACGGAAGGAGCGGGUCAUCACAGUUCAAUGAUGAUGGCACCCCCCCAAUGGGAUCGAAAUCAACCUGGAAUAAGAGAAAAUAACGCUUUCGAAUCGUCGACGUUCAAUCCGGUCGGUGAAAAUUCGUUCAUUCCCGUUUCCUUCCUACCCUCGUCGGACCGAACGGAUUUGGCAGAAGCUGAUCAAUCGAGAAACGACGAAAAUUCCGGUGCGGAAUCGGAUAACGACAUGUUGUUGGCUUCGGCAUCCGAACCGGAUAACGAUAUCGGAAACGCACAAAAUCGUCACAAUUUCGAUAAUUCUUCCAUUCCUCGAUCCGUGGCACAAUCGGAAAGUUCGGCGACGUCCACGAAAAGGAAUCAGGGAUUCGAAGACUGCAUGCAAAAUUUUCCGAUGGCGGAACCCACGAACGAUUUUUCCAUUUCGGGUCGGAGCAGAGAAUCGUCGGAAAAUAAUUUUUUUCACAUAAUCCCGGAAUCGGAGAGAAAUUUCACGGAAGCGAGAAAUUACGAGAGUAACGAAAACGCUGUCGCCGCCGCCGCUGCCGCUCUCGACUUUAUCAUGAAAAAAAAUUCAUCGUCCGGAGGACAAUCGGAAGAAAUGAAAAUCGGACUAGACGAAGCGGCGUCAACCAACAACCACAGCAGCAACAACAACAACAACAACAAUCAUCAAACGAUUCACAAUCAUCUGUACCCGAGUUCGGAAAGCGAAACGUCUCUCACCGGGACCAAAUAUCAAACGGCUGCGUGUAGUGCGGGAGCGACGGGAGGUGAAGACUGCGUAGAAGAAAGUGGAGGAUCGGAAACGAAAGAAGAAGACAUUGGAAACGGCGGUUACAUGAGCAAUUCCGUUUUGGAACACUACGUGGGUGGAACAUCGUCGAACGGACUCAUCAUUCAACAGGAUUACAAACUUUCCAAUUCAAAACCCUUGACUCAUUCGAACGCACUGGGACAGGGUGAUGGUUCGGAAGAAACGUAUUCGGAUUGGGAAUACAGCAGCGGAUUGGACGAAGUCCCGACUAAAUUGAAAAAGAAAAAGAAGAAAAUCGCAACCAAGUAG